Racocetra persica is the source of this 228-nucleotide messenger RNA. The record is from the annotation of a GenBank genome assembly. NCBI's taxonomy places the organism in Eukaryota, Fungi, Glomeromycota, Glomeromycetes, Diversisporales, Gigasporaceae.
AUGUUGGAAUAUGAAGCGAAAUAUGAAGCGAAAUAUGAAGUAAAAUAUGAAGUAAAAUAUGAAAUAAAAUAUGAAGUGAAAUAUGAAGUAAAAUAUGAAGCAAAAUAUGAAGUGAAAUAUGAAGUAAAAUAUGAAGCAAAAUAUGAAGCACAAUAUGAAGUAAAAUAUGAAGCAAAAUAUGAAGCAAAAUAUGAAGUAAAGCGAAAUAUGAAGCAAAAUACAAAGUGA